AUGCCAAUUAUUAGCCAGAAAAUUCCGAGUUGGAUCGCCUUUUCUGCUGUUUUGGCCGUCUUGGCCGUAAUAACAUAUCAGAUACUCCUUAAGCCAGAAGAUCUAAAAGGCUCCAAAAAUAUUCUUACAAUGGCUACGACCAUUCCCAUCCCUGUUGAUGGACCAGAGAGCCUUGCGUGGGAUCCACAAGGUGAAGGCCCUUACGUCGGCGUCACCGAUGGUCGCAUCCUCAAAUGGCGUGGCCUAGGUCUCGGCUGGGUCGAGUUCGCCUACACAUCACCGCUCAGAGGGAACUGUUCAAAGCAUGAAGUAGUGCCUACUUGUGGAAGGCCAUUGGGAGUUAGGUUCGAGCAGAAAACAGGAGAUUUGUACAUAUGUGAUGGUUACUUUGGUCUCAUGAAGGUUGGGCCCGAGGGAGGCUUGGCCGAGUUAGUUGUGGGAGAGGCCGAGGGUCGGAAGGUAAUGUUCGCUAACCAAAUGGAUGUCGACGAAGAAGAAGAUGUCUUCUACUUCAAUGAUAGCAGUGACAAGUAUCAUUUCAGGGAAAUAUUCUACGUGACUAUAAAUGGCGAGAGGUCGGGAAGAGUGAUUAGAUACAACAAGAAGACGAAAGAGGUCAAAGUUGUCAUGGACAAUCUUCUCUCCAAUAAUGGUCUGGCUUUAAACAAAGAUGGGUCUUUCUUAAUCACCUGUGAGUCUGCCACAGGGGUUGUAUAUCGAUACUGGAUCAAAGGUCCUAAAGCUGGGACCAGCGAUGUCUUCGCCAAGAUUCCAGGUCACCCUGACAACAUCCGCAGGACACCGACGGGGGACUUCUGGCUCGGCUUACAGUGCAAGAACAACCUGAUAGGGAAUUUGCUGGUGUAUAACCAAUGGCUCGGGAAAUUGGCUGAAAAGACAGUGAAUUUGAAGUUGUUGACUGCUUUAUUUAACGGAUUUAAGCCGCAUGGGAUCGCCGUGAAAAUAUCUGGUGAGACCGGAGAGAUACUUGAGAUACUUGAGGACAAAGAAGGGAAGACGAUGAAGUAUGUAAGCGAGGCUUAUGAGAGAGAUGAUGGAAGGAUAUGGUUUGGUUCCGUUUAUAGUCCUUCUGUUUGGGUUCUUGAUAGCAAGUUAGUAACCGCAUAA
Messenger RNA from Microthlaspi erraticum, 1128 nucleotides. Lineage: Eukaryota; Viridiplantae; Streptophyta; Magnoliopsida; Brassicales; Brassicaceae. The record is from the annotation of a GenBank genome assembly.